CAAACUAUUGAACAUUUUAAAUGUACUUACGUUGAGCCGUAAUGAAACUCCACUUGUAAUAAUUGCAUUUUUAUAAAACAUACGAAGAGCCAUUAUGUUAAAGUUGUUUUAAACGAAAUACCUUGCUAGAAUUAAAAUAUUGAAAAAAUUAAAACUAAAUAUAUUUUUAUCAGGUUUAUUCAGGCUCUGUAGGGCGUUAUCAAAAUUCAGAACCUCAGUAUCAGUCGCAGAUAUAAACGUGAUAAAUUUACAAAAAACCAAACAUUUUCCGUUGGUUAUGUUCGUUGUUGAAGAUAAAUAUUGUUUGCCGCGUUUUUUACGUUUUUGUUCAAUUCACAAUAUUCAUCUUUAUCAAUAAGAAAAACAAAUUGUUGCUUAUUGGUUUUGUUACAUGCAACUUUUUACAAAGUUAUACCUAUUUGUGCAUAGGUUAAGAAAAAAUGUUUAUUUAUACCUUUACAUUUUGAAUAAUUAGUUACUCGUUAAUUUGUACCUGCCUAUUUAAUAACAAUAACAUUCAAAAUAUAGUAUUAAAAGUAGGUAACAACUUAUCAUUUGUUUAAAGUAAAUUUUGUAUUUUUUAAAAUACCUAGCUACCGCAAUGACACGUAAAUCAAAAAAAGAAGAAAAAUUUGUCGAACAAGAAUCUACUGUUGAACUGAAUGACAAAUAUCGUUUUCUCAUUUUACCAGGUUAGCCCUCGAAUUAUUGUUAUAUAUUAUUACUACCAGCUGUAUUACCUAUCCGUGGUUUCUCUCGUGUGAAGUUUACAUACCUGUACUGUUUAUUUUGGUCUGACUAACUGUCUACUGAGAAUCUUUCAUCGCAGAGUAUUUUGAACUUCUCAGGAAUCAAUUGUUUGAGUCUUUGAAUCGUCCUCUUAACCCCAACCUCUUUCGAGGUGUAUUUUUGUACAAAAUCAUCUGUUGUUUAAUUUCACAUCCCAUUUCAAUCCUUGACGGGUUGAAUUUACCAAACCCCCAGGAGUUUAAAUUUUUUAAAAUUGGGGACGGGGUGAGUUUUAUAGGUUUUAAGUCUAAUAGGUACUAUUUUCGUACAGAAUGGUUUCCCUUAUGGCGGAUUACAAUAAUGGUUAAAAUUUUAGUUUUUGGGAGUAGAUUUUUUCAGGCAAGGGUAAUUUUUUGGGGGAGGGGAGGAGUUAAAUAAGGAUAGAGGUUAAUAGUCCUUGUACUUCUAUAUCUGAAGAUACAAAAACAAUUCGGAUUAUUGUAAUUUAAAACCCUUAAAAAUUAGGGAUAGUCUUUUAUCCUAUAUUUUAUCUAUUUCUUUAUGAAAUUUUUAAAAAUUCUGAUACAUCUGCUUGUUAUUUUCUAACCAAAAUACCAAAGAGCAAUUUUUUUGAAUUUCACUUAAAAUGGAUGAUUUUUUAUUCCAACUUUCAUCCCAUAUUUGCCCCCUUAAGGACGGAAUUUUCAAAUACACUUCCAAAGUAGAUGUCUACAGUAUAAAAGAUACCUACUAUAAAAAUUUGAAGUUUUUAACCCAAUGGUUAUACUAUGUGUUUGUAGAUCAGUGGGUCAACGGGUCAGUUUCUCUUUUUAUAUUAUACAGAUUUGAUAUUAAUUGUUUAUUAUAAUAAUUUGUAUUAUGUUAUUUAUUAUUUAGAUACUUUAACAAAGGAUCAAAAUAUUGAUAAAGAAUUUAUAAAACUACGCCACCCACAGACGGGACAGAUGGCCUUAUUCCUGUAUUCGGAAAAUGAAAAAAAGUUAGCUCAAAUGCGGUCCUUGCCAUUUAGUCACAGGUAAAUUUGUAUACCCAUAUCAAUAUUUUAUUUACAUUUUUAAUUUUCAUUAUAAAAAUGUUAUUUUUUUAAUUUAUAGAUCAUUUUUCAAAGAGAGUGAAGUCAUUCCUAUUAACAGAAUUGAUUUUGUCACAUUAGUUGACCCUCUGUUUAUUUUCUUACCAUACUUAGUCAAAGUAAGAAUAUUAUAAACAUCUUUUUUUUUUGAAAUCAUUACCAUUGAUUUUAGGAUAUUAGUAUAUUUUAAAAUCAAUGGCAUUACUAUUCGUCAUCGCAAUUAUUAUAUUUGUUAUAUUUAUCAUUAACUGGUGUAUUUGGUAAAUUAUGUUUAUAAGUGUUAAAUUAUAAGUGAUAAAUUAUAAGUAGGUAGUGAAUAUUUUAUAAAAUCAAUGGGAUGAUAUCUAUAAUAAAAUGUUGAAAAAUGAAAGAUAAUUUUAAAUUUAUUUUUAAACAUUUGUGGAUUUCAAUAAUGUAGGUUGUAUCAUGACAAAUAUAUAAAUACCUAGGUAUGGUUAAUAAUAUGAAAAUGUGUAAUGGAGUUCAUUGCAUUCGUUGGUGUGUUAAUUUUACUAGAUACCAGAAAUAAUAGGUAUGUCAUAAUAUACAGUACCUUUGGUCCAAUAUAAAAAUACUUGGUCUUAUAGUGUCUCCUCGCCCAACAUGUAUUGGAUAUGUUUGAAAUGUGAACCAAAUUAAAUAAUAAUAAAUAAAUAAAUAAAAACAUUACAAAUUACUGAUGAAUAUUUUGUUAUUUCUGUUAUUAGUGCUCAUCUAUGUUCAGUCCACUUGAUCAAAUUUUAAUGGAUGAAGAACUUCCAGAAUUAAAUAAUCUACUUAUGAAAUUGUCAACAUUGACAAAUAUACAACAAGUUGCCGAUAUGAAAGGUACUUUACAGAAAUAUUGCACAACUGUUUUUAUAAGACAUUUAAAAUUGUUUCCAAAAUUAAUUGUUUUUAAUGUCAAUAUUAUCUCGGAUAUGAAAAAUAUUAAUUAUGAAUAUUUUAAUUUUUUUUUUUUUUUUAUAUAGAAUGUGCAGAUUUAACUUUGUGGCAGUACAGUGAAAAAAAAACUCUAGAUUGGCUUUCACCUAAAGUAGAAAACGUAUCACAAGUCUUAAUUACUCGGCAGAUAAAUGUUAACCCUAAUGCGGCUGUUUCUACUUCUUUUAAAUUAAGUGACACAAAAUCAAUAGCCAAAGGUAAAAUAUAAUCUUUUUUAUCUAUUAGAAUAGUGUUUGAAGUUGAUAAAUAAUAAUAAUAAAGUAAAUAAAAAAAAAAAAAAAAUAAUUAAUUUUUUUUGGUACAGAACAUUAUACAAGAUAUGCAUUUAGUUUAAUUUCUGAAUAUUUACCCAUUGAUGUUCAAAAAUCAUUACUAAAACAUCUUGGAUUACCAGAAAAGGUAGAAUGUAAUAAACGCAAAGCUGGUGGAAGCAUAACUGAUGUAAAUAAAAAGGUAAAACAUAGUGACAAUCAUGAUGAUGAAAAACCGUAUAAAGUCGAAAAAGUAAAUGCGCUAUUUAAUAAUAUAUUUGUAACUAUUGUUAGGAUUAAAUUAUAAUUUUUGUUUUUGCUUGUUCCACUAGGUUGUUAUUCCAAAGAUAUCUGCCAAAGACAAGGCAUUAAAAAAAGCUGCUUCAGGAACUAGAUCUAUAUCAUCGUUUUUCAUAAAAAAAUAAUUUUAUAUGCAUUUGUGAGGUGAUUUAUUAAUAUUUUUCCAUAUAUGACAAGUUUUGUCAAUUUUAAAUUUUGUAUUGUAUUGGGAUUUAUAAUAAUAAUAAUAAUAAUUUCCAAUUUCAAAAUAAACUGACUAACAAUUUUUAAGUUUAAUUAAAUUAUACAAAUUGUCAGUAAAAAUCAGUUGAAUAUUUAAAUGUUUUAAAUUUUAUGUUUUGAGUUGAUUUUAAUAGUUUCUAAUUCUCAAAUUCAAAUAAUAUACCAAUGUAUGAGAUUAUUACAGUUUGUUUUGUCCUUUUUUAAUCUUUGCGAAUAACUGUACAAUUAUUUCUGAAAGUGUUGUUAUAUGUUUAUUUGGGUGGUUAAUAAAUAAUCAGUUUUUAUGAUUAAACAUUGGGACUUUACUUAUCAUUUUUUACUAUAAAUACUGUAGAGUGUACACACCAGAAACUAUUUUCUGAACAUAAAUUUUAAAAAUAAUAUCAAAUAUGUUAAUUCUUCUUAAAAGUCUCAUGAUCUGCUAUAUAUUAAAAUAAACAUAUCGUGACCACUGCUCUAAGGUAAGCCACUAUUAUUGUUAGAAAGUUGAGAAUAUAAAUAGAUACUAGUUUAUAUACCUAAUGUAUGCACAGUAUGAGAAAAAUUAAAAACUAACUUUCCCGAUGUACCUGCUAAAAAAAUACGUUUGCCCAAAAACCAUUCUGGAAGUUUUGAUGUUUGGAGGAAGAUUACUGGUUUAAAAGUUGAUACAGGAAAGAAAAUGCCAAUUUAUCAUAUAGUUGCUGUACUGAUUUUGUAAAUAGAGUAAAUGUUGAUACUGUUUUUUUGAAUAUUGUGUAAGCCAAGAAAAAUAUGAUGGAAAAAUAAAUAAUUUUACAUUUAUUAUUAACACUACUGGUUCUAUUUUAUAAUAAUUAAAUUCUUUGUUUAAACU
This is a messenger RNA of Cinara cedri, 4375 nucleotides long. The record is from the annotation of a GenBank genome assembly. NCBI's taxonomy places the organism in Eukaryota, Metazoa, Arthropoda, Insecta, Hemiptera, Aphididae.